AUGGCAUCUUUCAAUCUAACAGAAGCACAAAUUGGAGAAUUUAAGGAUGCGUUUGACUUAUUUGACAGAGACCAUAAUGGCUCAAUAUCCGCAUCUGAAUUAGCCACAGUAAUGAAAUCAUUAGGUUUGUCACCUACUGAAGCAGAAGUUACUGAUCUUAUGAAUGAAAUAGAUGUGGAUGGGAACCACCAAAUAGAAUUUGAUGAAUUUCUGGCUUUGAUGUCUCGUCAGCUAAAAUCUAAUGACUCUGAACAGGAGUUAAUAGAAGCCUUUAAAGUAUUUGAUAAAAAUGGGGAUGGUUUAAUUUCAAAAACAGAGUUAAAGCAGGUCUUAACUUCAAUAGGGGAAAAAAUAGAUGAUACAGAAUUAGAAGAGAUGAUAAAAGAUGUUAGCAAUGGAUCAGGUCAAAUUAAUAUUCAACAGUUCGCUUCGUUACUCGCCAAAUGA
Molecule: messenger RNA, 447 nt
Organism: Naumovozyma castellii
Lineage: Eukaryota; Fungi; Ascomycota; Saccharomycetes; Saccharomycetales; Saccharomycetaceae
Exons: 1
Coding region: 1-447 (148 amino acids)
Source: RefSeq, a predicted model, not a curated record